Messenger RNA from Rangifer tarandus platyrhynchus (Svalbard reindeer), 849 nucleotides. NCBI's taxonomy places the organism in Eukaryota, Metazoa, Chordata, Mammalia, Artiodactyla, Cervidae. The record is from the annotation of a GenBank genome assembly.
AUGCAACAUCCACCACCGCAGCGGCAACACCAGCCGCAGUGGCGAGGCGCAACUGACCCCAGAGGCACACGCGGUAACAAUGAAGGCAGCAGUGGUGGAAGGCGGAAAGUGCCAAUCCUAUCACAUAACCAGAGGCAGCUCAGCAAGGCUCGGGAUCGGGCACCUGGCUCAGCUCCUCCGACGCCGCCUGGACUGAGGAGCCGGCGCAGUGAUGCCGCGCUUGGAGGCCCAGAAGGCGGGCCUCGUGCUGGAUGGAGCAGGCGGCCUGAUGCUGAUGCUCAACGUGACCGGACGGCUGUGGCAGCUCCCGCCGAUUAUCUCGGCCUCCAGGAGGCGAACCUGUGGCUGCAGGACGACAAGCUGCGGCUGCGCAGGCUCUGCGGCUUCCUGGACGCCGCCGACCGGCACAAGGCGGGCAGCGCGCGACCUGUGGCGGCGUUGUGGGCGCCUCGUUGCCUGCGCCUGCGGCACGAGGUGGCCCCGCGAGCCCCCGAAGCUGCGGGAACUCGAGGCGCGCCGGGAGGCCCUGCUGGGCAGGACCCUGGAGCUCAUGGAGCCCUGCUGCUGCCGCUGCCGCUGGACCAGGAGGAGCGGGGACGCGGGCGGCGGCACCGGCUGCCACAGAUCGAAGGACUGCCGGGCCGGCUUGAGCGGGCGGUAGGCGGGCGGCGCGGGCUAAGGCAGCAGGCCGAGCGCCGCAGCGGCGGAGGCCCAGGCCGCUACCCACGCUUCCCGGCCCUGCUGCUGCCCCCUCAGGCCGCACGAGGACCCCCGGAAGACAAGGCCGUCACCCCGCACACGUCCCUGGACGACCCACCACUGAAGCGUGCUCUAUGGCCCGCGCGGUAA